This is a messenger RNA of Uranotaenia lowii, 2656 nucleotides long. RefSeq lists its product as uncharacterized. The record is from RefSeq and is a predicted model, not a curated record. Lineage: Eukaryota; Metazoa; Arthropoda; Insecta; Diptera; Culicidae. The transcript has 3 exons. Bases 339 to 2537 code for a protein of 732 amino acids.
UGCGCGCGUUCUGCGUCUACUUUUGCGGAAACAAAAAUUUGCGGCAGCUCCGGACGCGCGGGCGCGAGUAAGAGUUGAGAAGUGAAGACGACGACUAUCGAAAACUUCCGGCGUUUGCGCGUGACGAUCAAUUUCGAGCCGACUGUCUAGGGUUGGUUACAAUUUUGAAAAAAAAAAAAGAAAAACUGCGGUCAUCUACGACGAAACGAAACUGAAAGAAGGAAAACACCAAUCAAAACUAUAGUGAAUGGCAGCGACCCUUUGAGCACGAUCAUCUGUCAAAACGUUUCGAGCCAGCUGAGCUGUCGUGUAGAUCAACAGUAUUACGUGGCAUAUCGAUGUCAUCGUCGGCACCAACUUUUGUCAACGGCAAUCGAGAUGGGUUAGAUGAAAGUGACGAAGAUGAUCGAGAAAAUGACGAUCAGUUUGGAGACAACUUCCUCAAGCUGGCACUGAAUAAGCCGAAAUCGUGGAAGUGGGAGCUGACUACUUCGAGUUCAUCGUCUAGCAUCAACUUCCCUCGAAUACAGCUGAUCGACAGUCGAACCGGGGAGUUGAUGGUGGAAGUCGACAAGCCGGACUGUGUAGUGAAGAGUGAGCAGUUUUCAAAUGGAGAAGUGAGUCCACGAAGUUCUACCAGAUAUAGGAGGUCUAAGAGUUCGUGUCUGAGAGAAAAGGUGAUACCCUCAAGUUCUCACUUGAGUGAUGUCUUUGAACAGCUCCAGAACAAGGGCAUGGGUCACAAACUGUCAACCAGUGCUUUGCUUUACAAAAAUGGUGAUAUCAACGACUCCAAUCAUUCCAUCCACAAGAGCAAAUCGGCCAGUGAAGUUCGACAAAAUUCCCCGGGUAGUGAACAGGUCGGCUGGAAACGGCGUAUCCGUAAGAGUUCUUCUUCCCGGUCCAAUUCAAUCCUCGGCCGGAUCAGUGAAUUCCGCCAGAGCUCAACUGAAGAUGAACCGAUCAAACCGAAACCAUCAACGCCACCGCCUCCAUCUAAAAUUAUCCCACCUGCUCCGACCAUCAUCGUAGAAGAGGAUCGCUCAGCAACACCCCAACAAGUUCAACAAGCAACGGACAAGCCGAAGAUCUAUAAACUGGUCCGUAGUAACGCUGGUACCCUGAUGGUUCGAGAAGAAAGUUUCCACACACGCAACAGUAUCCGAAGACGCCAACAGCAGGAAUCGCACGAUCAACAAACCAAAACCACCAGCAACAACCACCUAGAGAAACGCAUCACCAUAGCGGACAUUCCGGAAUCCAGCUACGACCAGACGAUCAACGAAAUCGACAAGCUCAUCUCGAAGGUAAUGCUGUCGCACAACCUGCAGGACGUCGUCACCCAACAAGUCGAAGCAGAGAAACCUACAACAAUCAAUGGAAGCCAUUCGCCCCAACAGCAUCCAGACAAACAAAAGACGAAGAAGCGAAAGUCCCGGCAGCGUAGUGCCAGCGUUGGAUCGAGCAAUGGAGGAUCGAUGGAUGGUAGCAGACAAGAAAGUCGAAGCAGUCGGCGCAGCAGCAACAGAAAUUCACCGAUUGUUACGGUCGGAUCUUCCUCGGAUGAUGAGGAGCUCUCGCUGGCAGAGAGUCGCUUCGGUUCGUUGAAGCGGAGGGGCCGGCCUAGGUAUCGAAGGAAUAAUACGGGAACGCCGACGACCCAGUCGGUGGUGGCAGCGGAUGCGAGGCUGAGCACCGAGGAGCGGAGACAGAUUGAAAGCAACGAGUCUGUUUGCAUCGAAGAGUGCGAAUCCAUGCUGCUGUCGACAGCGACUGCCACAGUUCAUCGACGCCGCCGCAGCCGUCAUCGACGAUCACUUUCCAGCGGUGGGGAACCUACCGGUUCACAGUUGACUCUGGAACCGGAACUUCCGGUCUUCGAAACGCGAAACAACGCCAACAAUCGCACCGAGUCUUCGAGAAGCAAAUCAUCUAGUACUUCCCUCUCGACUUUGUCGCCACCAUCUGGGGUGGAGCCUACCACAGUUGAUCAACAAUCUACUGUGACCGAGUCACAGUUGAAGCUCGAUGAUAAAAAACUCAACUAUGGUCAAAGUGAGCUGAUUAAAACGCCAUUAGAGGAUCUGAAGGAAUCCAUUUUGCUGAAGCCACAGUUUGUCACAGUUGAUCAGAAGGUGGAGAAGGCUUUCGAUGACAUUGCAAAGAGAGAACCUGAUCGAAAAUCAAAAUACUCCAAUUCGAAAACGAAAGACCCUUUUGCGGACUUCGAUCAAACCGAUUUCGUUAAUCGACGUCUCGAUUCGAUGCUGCAGCAAAGUUUGGCUUUCCUAACGAAAGCCAAGGAUGACAUCCGGAAAAUUGACGAAGAUUACAGCCAAUUUGAGCAGAAGUCCCGAGUUUCGGCCUUCAGGUCCCCGACCUGUUCGACUCUUCCGUUGUCGGAAAACCUGCAGGUUUCUUCGCCUGUGAGCUCACCCACAACUGAGGGCUUGCCGGAGUCGAUUCAACGAAGGACUCAGAAGCCCUACGCUAGACGACAUCAUCGAUCCAGUUUUCAGAGAACUUGUUUGAACUAGGUGGACUGUUGAUAAGAUCCUUUAAGGUUGUCCGAAAUAAAGAAUUGAAUAAAUCGAUUUACUUUAGUCAGAAAUUAAGUUUCUUCGAACUCAAAUGAUUGAAGAAAAAUAAAUCUUUG